Molecule: messenger RNA, 3477 nt
Organism: Sarcophilus harrisii (Tasmanian devil)
Lineage: Eukaryota; Metazoa; Chordata; Mammalia; Dasyuromorphia; Dasyuridae
Gene: TMEM267
Product: transmembrane protein 267
Exons: 2
Coding region: 1018-1662 (214 amino acids)
Source: RefSeq, a predicted model, not a curated record
AAAUAAAAGCAUUUAGCACAAUUCCUUUCACUUAGUAGGCAUUAUAUAAAUGCUUAUUGCCUUCCUUCUUUCCACUCCUAUUCACUAUACUAUGCUGCCUUUUUGUAAGAAUGUCUCGUAAGUAUGUUACUCUCAGUGCUCUUCCUAAACUCUGCAUGCUGGGACCAAGAGUUCUGUGUACCUCUAGAAAAUUAUACAUAUUUAUAGUCAUUUGGUCUCUUAAUUCACACAAGAAAGGCCAGCUGGAUGAAUAUAUGUUAUAUCAACAUAUAUAUAGAUGAACAAUAUGUAAAGCCUGUUGUAAAUCUGGGACAGUGGCAUGGAUAGACAAUGAGUUCAGUCCAGAGUUGAAUAGAAGGAAGGAGUAGAAUAGGUUAGAUUACCUUCUAGUAAUUAUAAAUCUUAACUAUUAACCCUGAAUUUUCCAGGAAAGUAAAGACCUAUCUGUUUAGUAUUAAUCAGUAUUGUUAUGUGGCAAUAAAAUAUAGAGUAUAAUAUCUUUGAAAAAUAAAAUUGAAUAUAACUCAGAGGACAAUAGAGAGGCUCAUAAUAGGUGUAUAUAUUUCAUAUAUAUGAAUAUUUUUUAAUGGACCUGUAAUUUCAUUGGUAAAAGGAGCUUCCAGUGAGGACAUUGCCUUUAUCAAGGCAUACCAACAACAACCAUGCAGUAUAUAUAGUCUUCGAAUGUUUCCUGAAGGCACUGAGAGAUUAAAUUUAAAAUUACAUUUUAAGAUUAAAAAAAAAUAUUCAGGGUCUUGUAGUCACUAUGUGUCAGAGACAGAACUUGAACCCAGGGCCUCUUAGCUCCCAGAACUGGCCCUCUAUUUACUAUAUUCCAUGUUGCCUCUCUCACAUGUGAGAUUAACCUAGUAAUAUUAUCUUAUGUGUAAGUAGUGAAUAUUGGACCAAAUCUUAAUCAUGUUUUAUACAUUCUGUUACAGGAUAUGUGAGUAUGUAAACUACAAUAGACUAUAAGUUCUCUGAUGGCAUUUAAAAUACAGCAACAUUUCAAUUGUGAUGGCAACUGAGACGGAAAAGACCUUUGCUCUCCUCCAGACAUUUAGCACUCUGUCUGUUAUUUCUAGCCUUGGUUUAGGUUUAUUCUGCUUUGUAGCAGACAGACUUUUUCAGUUUUCUUCCAUUCAGCAAAAUGACUGGCUUAGAGCCCUCUCUGAUAAUGCAGUGCAUGGUAUAAUUGGAAUGUGGUCAUGGGCAAUAGUAAUUGGACUCAAGAAGAAAAGUGAUUUUGGAGAAAUAAUUUUGGCUGGAUUUCUAGCCUCUUUUAUUGAUGUGGACCACUUUUUUCUAGCUGGAUCUCUAUCUUUAAAGGCUGCUUUGAACCUACCACAUAGGCCUUUUCUCCACUGUUCUACUCUGAUACCUAUUGUGGUACUGGCACUAAAGUUGAUUAUGCACCUUUUCCAGCUCAAAGACUCAUGGUGCUUUCUUCCCUGGAUGUUAUUUAUUUCUUGGACUUCUCACCAUGUUCGGGAUGGAAUUCGUCAUGGUUUAUGGAUUUGCCCUUUUGGAAAAACUUCUCCCCUGCCAUAUUGGCUCUAUGUGACAAUCACAGCAUCUUUACCUCAUUUAAGUUCAUUCAUUAUGUAUUUAGCAAGAACCAGAGAGAUGUCUAUAAAACAUGGAAUUCAUAUCGAUGUUUAAGGGAACUAGGUGACAACUUUUGGAGAACACUGUUUAAAAGUAAUCAUUGAAUGUACUCAUCAUUGAAGUGAAUUUUAAAAUACAUGUCACUUCUGCAGCAAUUGUAGUUCUAAUAUUUAGUUUCUUUGCUUAUAGAAUUGUUUUGCAUGGUAAACAAAAUUAUUUUAAUAGGAAGAAUGUCAUUAAUGCAGUUUUAGUCAUAUAUAUAUAUAUAUAUAUAUACACACACAUGUAUAUGUAUAUGCAAAAAUUGUUUCAUUUCUUCUAACUCAGAUUUUUUUAUACAUUUAUUCAGUUUUUCUUGUUUCACCAUCAGCAUUUUGGGUUUUGGUUUUAUUUAUUAUUUAGGUCAUGAUUGUUUCCAAAAAAGCAGUUUAAGGGGCCAUUUCCAAGCAAUCUUCCAUAUUUGUUGAGUUGAAUUGAUUUGAAGUUUUGGAGUAUUAUAUACUUUUGAGCAGCCCGUUUCCUUCUGAAAAGAAGCUCAAGGUUUAGGUUGCCCAAGUUCUGACAGCUAACAUUAUGUUGAGCUGCUUAACUCCUGUGAAUCUUGAAGCAUUGAAAUAACUAAAGUUGAAUGCUAUUCAUAUGUAAAAAUGACUGCUAGUAUUUAUUUUGAAUUUUUACCUAACCUGAAAAUACAAUUUGUCAGGUGCUAAUAGUUAAUUUAGGACAGAAUUAGUUUAUAUAAAUAGAGUAUUGAGAGUGGUUUGGUGGUUGACAUCAAGUGGUUUGGUGGUGGAAUUUAUUAUGUUAGAACAAUGUUAGAACAAAUUUACUAUUUCAGGAAAUACAUUCCCACUAUAAUAAAGUAUUAGCUAUAAUAUAAUGCUUAUAAUAAUAUUUUAUCAAAGUGUCUUCUAUCUAGACGUUUUGCCCAUGAAUCCCAUGCAUUGGAAUUUUAUCUGUUUUUGUUUUGUUUUUUGUUUUUAAGAUACUACUACUACUACUAGAUAUGAAUAUGUCUACAUUAUUUACAGAAUAAUAAUUAAAAGGAUUUUUUGGUUAUGUCAGUGGAACUUCAAUUGACCUUUGAUCUACAAACAUAACCACUAAUAAUGUAAUAACAAAUAUAGGAUCCACAUAUAUGCCAUUAAGAUUAUUUCAAUUGCCAUCAAUUUGUUUAUAUGCUCUGUCAAAAAAUAAUGUAUCAGUCAAAUGAUUAAAAACAAUUAAAUUGCCUACUAUUUAAAAGGAAAAGUAACUUUUCCCCAAAUAAGCUAAUUUAAGGAAACUUAUUUUUGGUUAUAGUCCUUUAAAUCAAUGUCUGUUAAAAUGGCCAAGUUUAGAGGAAAAAUGAACAAUUAUAACUCUUGGAUUUACAUACAGUUUAAAGCUACCUUCUUGAAGAUCAAUGUAUUCAGCGUCACAUGUUAUAUUUUACUGCACACAAAAUCCAUUGUCUUCAUAUGUUAUUUAUAUUUUCUUACGGAUGUGAACUAUGAUGCCAGUAAUGAUGUGUGCCUUAAUCUGUGAGAAAUUAUGAAUGAUUCAUGAAGUCUACUUGAGAAAAAGAGAUUUUUUUUUUUUUUUUUUUACAUCAGACUGAAUUGAUGUUCAGUAAAUUGUCAUUAAGUUCUAUACAGGCUCUGACUAAUUCAUUCAAGUCCAUCAAUGAAGAAGGACACUUUUUAUUCUCUUUUUGUUUCCAAAUAGAAAAAAUAACCUAUUUUUAAAAAUUAAUUAAUCAAAGAAGUAUUAGUCUUUUGUUUACUUUCUUUUUAAUCAAGUUUUAAAAUGCUUCGUAAUUUUUUUUCUUCAAACCAGGUUGGAAUUUAAUCAAAAUACAGGAUGUCAUUAAAGAAUAUUACAUUGGCA